Messenger RNA from Cercospora beticola, 1115 nucleotides. Its product is annotated as flavin reductase family protein. Lineage: Eukaryota; Fungi; Ascomycota; Dothideomycetes; Mycosphaerellales; Mycosphaerellaceae. The record is from RefSeq and is a predicted model, not a curated record. Gene Ontology annotation, molecular function: FMN binding.
CUGACAAUGUCAGUAUACUGUAAGCUUCAGGUGUUCUCAUCCACAUCAACACUCCCAUGACCAGCUUCUUUUGUUGAAGUCGCUGAUCCUUGCCGAGAGAAGUGCCGAUUUCGGUACCGUAUUCGUACCUAGUCACUUCACCCACCUUCAACAUAUUUACGAAGCUUCGCGUGAACACAACUUCAAGCAGACAGUCAAACAACAAGACCGAGGACGCAAGAUGGUAUUCUAUGAACCAGGCAAAACCUCUCAUGGCCUCCCCAGAGACCCAUUUAAAUCCUGCGUGACCCCCCGCCCCAUCGGCUGGAUCUCCACGCGCUCCCCCCAAGGAAUCGACAACCUAGCGCCCUACUCCCAAUUCAACAAUCUAACCUUCGACCCUCCCUACGUAAUGUUCUCCGCCAACCAAGACCUGAACAACAACCGCAAAGACACAGUCAACAACGUCGAAUCCACAGGUUAUUUCUGCUGGAACAUGGCAACCUGGUCCCUCCGCGAAGCCGUAAACGCCUCAGCAGAAUGGCUCACCCCCUCCGUCGACGAAUUCCAAAAAGCAAAUCUCGAAAAACAACAAGCAGAUCUCAUCGAUUGUCCCAUGGUAAAAGCCAGUCCGAUUAAAUUCGAGUGUCAGUAUUAUAGUACUUUACGCUUACCGGGUAAUCCGCCAAUGGGGAGUGUGGAUGUUGUGAUUGGAAGGGUUAUUGGCGUGCAUAUUGAUGAGAGUGUGCUGACGGAUGGGAUGGUGGAUUUGGGGAAGGCGAUGCCGAUUGCGAGGUGUGGGUAUCAUCAGUAUACGGUUGUGAGAGAGGAGAGUUUGUUUGAGAUGGUGAUUCCGGGGGAUCCGAAGCAGUUGGUUGGGUUGGAGGGGAAUGCGGAGAGGCAGAAGGAGGUGAGGGGGAGUGGGUUGAUGCCGGGGACGAGUUGAAGAGUGUGGACAAUAUGUAGGCCACUUCGUGAACUGAACUCGUGGCACUCGCGCGUUCCUACUGCUUAAUUGACCACUGUAGGGCAUCUUUCUCCGCUCGCUGGCUGCCUGCCAUGACUCGAGUUCUCAUUGUCGGCGAGCGUUGCAUAGCGUUCAGCGAUAUGGUGUACGCCGAUCUGGUGUACGAUUG